UCGAGUACGAUCGUCAGGGGCGAUUUGCGAGCGGCACACGCGAUGUUCGCGUGGCUACAGGCGAACACCGAGGAAGAACUGACGAUUGAGACGAUCCACGGGCGUAUCGCGUCGAUCGUCUCCGGAUUGUCGCCCCGAACGAAAGUAAAAGGCUACACGACCGGUAGAGAUCGCGAAUAAAAAACGCAACCGCGUUCCCAAGCUUUCCCUCUCUCUCGUCCCCUCUUCCUCUCUCUCUCUCUCUCUCUUUCUCUCCUUCUCGCGGAGAGCUGCCUCGCGUUCAGCCGGCCGUAAAUCUCGUUCACCGGGAGUUCGAGGCUCGAAGGGCACGCGAUGCCGCGUAGGGACGCGGUGAAACGCGAUAGACCACCGGCAUGGGGUCUCGCGAGCGAGUGAUAACGACGAACAGUGAGUGAAGACCGAGCAGGUGGUGGAGGAGGAAGAGGUGGAGGAGGAAGAGGAAGAGGAACGGAAACGGCGACAGGAGGAGGAGGGGGUUGGAGGGAUCGUCUGGUUCGGCACCGGUGCUUUUUGCAGGAAAACCUUUCAACCUGGCGGACCAAGAGGAAGGCGGCGGCUCGGCGGCGAUGCAGGGUAAGGAGAGCCCCGUCGGGUCCAACACCCAGGAGACCCAUCAGUACGUCGGCCCUUAUCGGCUGGAGAAGACCCUGGGGAAGGGCCAGACAGGAUUAGUAAAGCUCGGCGUACACUGCGUGUUGGGCAGGAAGGUGGCGAUCAAGAUCAUCAACCGCGAAAAGCUUUCGGAGUCCGUGUUGAUGAAAGUGGAGCGCGAGAUCGCUAUUAUGAAGUUGAUCGACCAUCCGCACGUGCUCGGCCUCUCGGAUGUGUACGAAAACAAGAAGUACCUAUAUCUUGUUCUGGAACACGUCUCGGGCGGGGAGCUGUUCGAUUAUUUGGUUAAGAAGGGUAGACUGACUCCGAAGGAAGCGAGAAGAUUUUUUCGACAAAUAAUUUCCGCAUUAGACUUUUGCCAUAGUCAUAGUAUAUGUCAUAGAGACUUAAAGCCUGAGAAUCUGUUGCUGGACGAGAAGAAUAACAUUAAGAUAGCGGAUUUCGGAAUGGCGUCCUUACAACCCGCGGGCUCUAUGUUGGAGACCAGCUGCGGAUCGCCUCAUUACGCCUGCCCCGAAGUCAUUAGAGGCGAGAAGUACGACGGUAGAAAGGCGGAUGUGUGGUCCUGCGGGGUAAUACUUUACGCACUCCUGGUGGGCGCGCUACCUUUCGACGACGACAAUCUAAGGAAACUGCUGGAGAAGGUUAAACGCGGAUUGUUUUAUAUACCGCACUUCGUGCCACCGGAGUGCCAGAACUUGCUCAGAGGCAUGAUAGAGGUCGAUCCCGAGAAAAGGCUGACGUUAGCGGCCAUAAACAGGCACGUGUGGGUGACGGCGUCGGGUAAGGGUGAGUUGGAGUUGGAACUGUCGAUGAUGGACGUAGUGCAGACACACGUUAUUCCGUCCGUGGACGCGAUCGACCCCGACGUGUUGCAGGCGAUCGCGAGCCUCGGUUGCUUCAAAGAACGCGACAAGCUCAUUCAGGAGCUGCUCAGUCCCAACCACAACACAGAGAAGGUGAUCUACUUUCUGCUGCUGGAGAGGAAACGAAGAAGACCAGCGUGCGAGGACGAGCUAGAAGUAAUGAGGGGCGGUAUGAGAGGAUCCGCUGGACAACUAGAGGCUGAUCCACCGAGGAAGCGAGUGGACACGUGUAGGGUGAACGGCAGCACCGCGCUCAAUCUUGGACAGAUCAGUCACGGCUCACCUUUAACACCACGAAGACAGUCUAGCACGAGACAUCACGCACGUCGCUCGCCGAGUACAGGCUGCCACACGCACGCGUCGCAUUCGCACGCGUCGACGCCGGGCAGCUCACCCUUGCACGCGCCGAACGUCGCCGGGCUGUUGAGUCCUCACCGGACGGUGCCGACGUCGCACAUGGGCCAGACCGGGAGUCCUCAUCGGCUGUCGACCGGCGGGACGACCACCACCGCGGGGAACGGCAGUCCGACGAGCCAGAGUGUGCCAACGCCGGCGCCAGCGCUCACCAAUGUCGGCAUCGAGCUCAACGAGGUGCAACCCGUAGUCGCGGUCGGCGUCACGCCGCCCGGCUCGCCUCACACAGGAGCGGGAUCCGGCGCUCACCACUGGAGGUCGCGAUUGACCACGAUCAAGAACUCCUUCCUGGGCAGCCCCAGAUUUCACCGUCGCAAGUUGCUCACCAGUACCGAGGAAGUGCACCUUACGCCGGACUCUUCGCCGGAGCUCACGAAGAAGUCGUGGUUCGGCAGUUUGAUGACCACGGAGAAAGACGAGACCUUUACCGUGCUGGUUAAGGGAAAGCCGCUGGCUAGCGUCAAGGCCGACCUGAUUCACGCUUUUUUGUCGAUAGCAGAAUUGUCGCACAGCGUCAGCUCGCCGAUGUCGUUCCGGGUGGAAUACAAGCGCGGUAGCACCGCGCCUGCCAUGUUCCAGAGGCAGGUGCGAUUUCAAGUUGAUAUCAGCGCGAUCUCGAAGCAGCCGAACGAGCCGUUGUUUGCCAUCACCUUCACAUUACUCAGCGGUAACAUCCGGAGAUUCAGGAGAGUCUGCGAACACAUCCAGUCCCAGGUGUGCUCCAGGAACGUCGGUAUCAACUUGGGAGGGCAAAGCAGAGCCGCGCCGCCCAGUCCGAGGGCCUCCAGGAAGUUCGCCACGGAGAUGAGCGAGAGCUCGAGCUGCGGCAGCGACACUAGCGAACGGCUCUUUCUCAGUCCUCACCCAGCUACCAGACAGGUAGUCUGUUUCAACAAGAUCGACUCGGACAUCGAGUCGGACACGUCGGUGUUCGACGUGAAGUCGCCGACCCGCGAGAACGGCAGGAGGAGCUCGACGUCGACGAACAACAACAAUCCCUUGCCGGGCGACGCGACGCCGACGCCGGGUAGCCCGCCGAAGACGGUGAGGAGCAACUCGGAGAGCCAAAACACAUCCGAGAAGAAAUGUGUCACCACGAUGAGCGGUAACAAUAUAGCGUGA
Messenger RNA from Odontomachus brunneus, 3035 nucleotides. RefSeq names its product serine/threonine-protein kinase BRSK2 (gene sff). The record is from RefSeq and is a predicted model, not a curated record. Bases 588 to 3035 code for a protein of 815 amino acids. Gene Ontology annotation, biological process: protein phosphorylation; intracellular signal transduction; microtubule cytoskeleton organization. The transcript has 12 exons. Gene Ontology annotation, cellular component: cytoplasm. Lineage: Eukaryota; Metazoa; Arthropoda; Insecta; Hymenoptera; Formicidae. Gene Ontology annotation, molecular function: protein serine/threonine kinase activity; tau-protein kinase activity; ATP binding.